UCCUGAAUUCAUUUGGCCAAAAUUCAAUAAGUGAUGACUUCAACAAUUCUGAUUGCAUUGAUGGCAUGCCAGCAGAUCACUUCCUUUGUACCCCUGAUAUUCAAGAGCAAGAUAACUUCGAACAGAGUCUUCUGGCUAAAGCACUUCAGAAGGAACCAGAUGACAUCGAGAUUGAGAUAGACCCAAGCGCUACAGAGGUGAAGAUCUGGGACUACCAGUGCCCGCAGUGUGGGAACACUUUUGCCCAAAAACGCUAUUUGGCGUUCCACUUGAAGAACACCUGUCAGAAGGAACCCAGGUACUUCUGCGCCAUGUGCACGGCUAAGUACAAGAAGAAGUACGACCUUGAAUCACACAUACUGCAUAAACAUAUGGACAAAUGAAUAAUUUAACUGUAUGAGUUUUAUUUUCUCAGAUUAUUUUUGAACGUUUAGAAAAUUAUUCAACUAGAUAAGCAGGCUGUUUUAUUUAAAGUAUAUACUUAGUAUGCAUUCCAUUUGUUAGGGUCAGGCUCUACAUCUUGUCAGCAAAAGUAGAUUUACAGUAUAAAGUGUCAGUUGAUGCCUAAUUUAGCAUACAGAGUACCUAUGAACCUAUGAUUAUUUUAUUUGUUUUGUUAUAUUGUUGUUCUUUCUUACUAAACAUAUUUAACCUUUUGAUUACAUUUAGUAUAUACACAGACAGAUUUAGGUGUAUUAUGUGUUCAGGUGAAAAUGAAAUCUAUUCCUCUGUUUUCUAUGUAAAAGAAAAUGUUAGCAUGAGACUAUCUUUGAGAGCAUAAUGAUCUACAUAAUUGAAAAAUGACAUUUCAUAAAUCACCAGGUUAUAUAUAAGUAUAGUAAAUAAAUUUAAGUAGUAUCUAUUAUUCUAUAACUAUAAAAACUAAAUUAUUCUAUUUUAUGCUUUUUACAAAAAUUAUGAAAGGUAUUUAUGUCUUAGUGAAUAGGAUAUGUUAGGAAUCUCAAAAGAGCUAUCAAGAUCCGGAUUUGUAAAUACGAGAAUGUGUUAUAGUUCCUAUUACUAAAUCAGAAAGAAACAUCAACUGCAAAUAAAUAUUGAUUAUCAUUUUUAACACACUUUCCAACAGCACAAAUUGGAGUUUGGCUGUGUAAACGGUAAUACAGUUGGCUUUCAUUCAUUCAUUCUUUUUUUUAUCGCACCACUAAAAAAACACCCAUAUUUAUUUUGAUAUUUCAUUCUAACUAAAUAAUAUGUAAGUAAAUAACUAGUUACAAAACUAAAUAGUAAUUUUAAUUUUGUAUCCUUGAGUAGGUGAGAAUGUUUACUCUAUAUAUAGUGGGAUCAAUUACCUAAUGUAAAUGAAUUACAUAAAUUGUUAUGAACAAAUAUUUUGUAUGCUAAGUUUGUUGUUAUUUCAAUAACUUUUAACUGGCUGAUAUCUGGUUGGCUUUUUGUAAUUAUGAUCAUGUGAAGAAAAUUAUAAUUUUUUUAUUAUAUUUUAAACUAUACCUGCUUUGUAGUGAAUUUAAAUGCAUUAUUAUUAUUAUUAUCAUCAUUACAUUUUAUGUUUAUUAUAGGCAUAUCAUUUUAUUUAUAGAAUGAUAACCUCUUGUUUUUAUUAAAAUAAUUUUGAUACGUUUUUGUUUCAUUUGUGAGCAAAACAGGGACAUCAUCAGGAACUUGCCAUGGCUAUUUUGAUAGAAAUAUGUCAAAUAAUCACAUUUCUGCAUACAGUUUGAAAAAUAUUAUUCCAUUUUGAAUGGUAAUGCUUAGUCUAAAAUGUGUGAAUGUCAAUAUUUGUGAUAACUGAAUAUGUCAUUAGUCUAAGCUUGUGAUAUAGGAAGCAAAAUGUUACCAAAUAGAUCAAAACUUAUAUAGACUAACAACGAUUUGAUAGUAAGUGUCUAUUAACAUAGUAUGAAAAAUAUAAAAAAUACUAUUACAGUUAGUGAUUUUUGUAAUAGGCCUAGUACAAACA
Macrosteles quadrilineatus (aster leafhopper) is the source of this 1939-nucleotide messenger RNA. RefSeq names its product longitudinals lacking protein, isoforms A/B/D/L-like. The coding region runs from base 66 to 383 and encodes 105 amino acids. The record is from RefSeq and is a predicted model, not a curated record. Lineage: Eukaryota; Metazoa; Arthropoda; Insecta; Hemiptera; Cicadellidae. The transcript is spliced from 3 exons.